Messenger RNA from Heterotrigona itama, 2471 nucleotides. Lineage: Eukaryota; Metazoa; Arthropoda; Insecta; Hymenoptera; Apidae. The record is from the annotation of a GenBank genome assembly.
AUGACAAGGGAGGAGAUGUUAUCGGUGUUUCACACGGGACACGAGUCUGGUAAUCACGAUGAAAUAAAAAGAAAAAAAUUUAACAACUAGCGGUAUACAGUUGCCUUUCCAUUUAAUCUGAACUCGAUUCACUUGCACGCUUGAUGACCUUGCCACGUAAUGAAAUCUACUAACAAUAAAUGAAAUUCAUUUGCUAUUGUACUUUGUCGUUAAUCCUUUGAUUAACUUGAUGAAAAAAAACUAUUUCCAUUGAUAAAUGUACGCUUUCUAAUAAUACAAACUGCAACACGUAUUGUAAGAAAUAUUUUUGUUCUAAGAAUAUUUUUCAUAUGAUCGAUGUUUCGAUUAAUCUAGCGUCAUAAGAUAAUGGUACCAAUCUUCGUUGAUAUCCUAAAAUCUCAAUGAAAACGUUGAGAACAUUUAAAUUCUAGUACCGACGUACGAAGUUAUACCUGUGCUGCAUUCGAUGCACAAGAGAAGUAUAGGGAAGCCAGAGAUACACCUGAAGGCAUUCGGGAAGGACAUCAGUCUGUCAUUGAAGCCUACGGAAGGGUUGCUGACUGUGAAUCAUCUACCUAUGUGGACUGUCACGAAGAAUACGUCGCAACCUGGUGGUCUCCACUAUGAGAGGGUGACAAAUGAUGGUAAUAUUGGUUCAGAGCUAGUGAUUCGACCACUGCCAGAUAGGAUAUUGGACGAACUGGUAAGCAAGAAUUCGAGUCUUCAUUCAGAGGGGUUACUGCCAAACGUGACCCGAAGCAAAGGGAGCUUGAAGCGCACGAGUCAUCACGUGGUGUACAAGAAAGUGACUCGCUCGAGCGGCGACGAGUACAGCGAUUUCACGCUGAUGGAACCUGACCAUCUGGCCAAGAGGUACAGAUCGAAACGAUCGAUCACCGCUAGAACGAAGAGGGAAGCACCGUACGUGAUCUACCCGGAAAUUCUCUGCAUCGUGGACUACGAUGGAUACAGAUUACACGGCGGUGAUAACGUACAAAUCAAAAGGUACUUCGUGUCCUUCUGGAACGGAGUGGACCUGAGGUACAAGCUGUUAAAAGGGCCAAAGAUCCGCAUCAGUAUCGCUGGAAUUAUCAUAUCACGGGGGAGAGAUGCUACGCCAUAUUUGGAAAGAAAUCGCGUUGGACGGGACGCGAUCGAUUCGGCAGCUGCGUUGACCGACAUGGGCAAAUAUCUCUUCCGAGAGAGACGACUUCCGGUGUACGACAUCGCUGUCGCCGUUACAAAGAUUCGCGUACGUGGGUGGAGCUUGCGUCGUGAAUAAACGCCUAGAAAAAGUGAAUUCGGUCGCUAUUAUCGAAGACACGGGCGGAUUUAGCGGAAUCAUCGUCGCAGCUCACGAAGUUGGCCAUUUGCUGGGUGCAGUUCACGAUGGCUCGCCACCACCCAGUUACCUCGGAGGUCCAGGGGCCGAAAAAUGUCGUUGGGAGGAUGGCUACAUUAUGAGUGAUCUCAGACACACCGAGAAAGGCUUCAAGUGGUCCCAUUGCAGCGUGUCGUCGUUUCACCAUUUCUUGAAUGGCGAUACAGCAACGUGUUUGUACAACGCGCCUCACGAAGACGAAGCUCUCCCCCGAGUUUUACCUGGCAAACUUCUUUCGUUGGACGCACAAUGUCGGAAGGAUCGCGGAACGAGCGCUUGUUUCAAAGACGAUAGAGUUUGCGCUCAACUAUUUUGCUUUGACGCUGGCUCAGGAUAUUGCGUGGCGUAUCGUCCAGCGGCGGAAGGUUCUGCUUGCGGGGACGGUCAGUACUGCCUGAACGGGAAAUGUGUGGCCGAACACGAAAAUAUUAUACCAGAUUACACGCAAAACAUUCCAACGUAUGUGCGCCGAGAUGGGAAUUUCAACCCAACAGCCCUCAAUCGGCCACUAUAUGCUCAAUACAACAACACAGAGUACAGGUAUCCGUGGGAAUCGACGACACACAGCGCGCCACAAUCGAAAUUCAAAUACUCCUCGCCGUCGUCGAAUCUCUUCUCGUCGACGAGCAAUCCUUACAAACGCGUCACAUCGUUCGCCACCACACCGGCGACCAAAUACACCUACACCACUGCCAGUUAUUUGUACGCCAAUAAAUACAAGACUAAAGUAAACAAUAGUAACGAUAAUAAUAGUUAUAGUAAGAACGGAUACGCUGCUGGUACCACUACCAGGAGGCAUACGAAUUAUUCGUACUAUACGGUUAGUCCGAUGUCAAAGAUCAACGAUCUGAAUUAUCCGAAAAUUAGCCCGUUCAGGCAUAAGAGUACAGUGAGCACGGGGUUCGCAACAUCAGGCAAAAGGGAUCAAAACAGUCUUCAGGGCGAUGCCCGCGAACCAGAGGGCGAUGAGUGUGUGGACGAGGGGUCAGAUUGCGCGGAGCUGAUUGACAGGCUGAGAACAUGGCUGUGCCAUUUGCAAUCUAUGAAAACCCGCUGCUGCGCGUCCUUAAAGACGAUCUGCACCGCUUGA